This is a messenger RNA of Brassica napus (rape), 5271 nucleotides long. RefSeq lists its product as uncharacterized. The coding region runs from base 757 to 2004 and encodes 415 amino acids. The transcript has 2 exons. Lineage: Eukaryota; Viridiplantae; Streptophyta; Magnoliopsida; Brassicales; Brassicaceae. The record is from RefSeq and is a predicted model, not a curated record.
ACCCGGAAUGAUGGAUACUCGUUUUGGAGCUGGAUGACACAACAUUCUGACUCUGAUUUCGAUCACUGUCCGGACUGGGCAGGGUUGAUGUCAACUCUUCGAGAUAGCUCAGCCUGGAGCGAGGUGUUGCCCCACUUUGUCUCUAGUAUUGACAACUGUCUCACUCACUUGAGUUGAUAAAUAGACUCUGAUAAAAAAAAAAAUUGUUUACUCUAUUUGUCGAGUUGGAGAGACAGACCCACAAAAUGUCUACACUGUGUUUCCAGACCAUACAUAUGACUGUGCUAUAGGAGCUAAGGUGUGAGUGAGUUGUGUAGUAGAAUCAUGUUUGUGUCAGCUACUCGGCUGAGAAAUAGCUACAGAUUUGGGUUGGUCUCUCUGAUUUCUAUUAAAACCUCUUGGUGACUUAGUACGAGUGGGAAGCAAUCUCUGUAGCUCUCUUCUGGACGCUAAAGGCAUCCUUGAGUAUGUCUUCUGGUGGUUUGUUCAAGAUACGGUUUCUUUUGCGUGAUGUAUUGCUCACAAGGUCGUGAUGUAUUGCUCACAAGGUCGUGAUUAUCAGUCACACAAACUCUCUCUCUCACAAACGUAAGUUAUGUUUGUACAUGGUAGUUUUAAAACUUUAUAAUAAAAAAAAAUGCAACGGUUUGAUUUUGAGUCCUUCAUUCGUUAGUUCUGGGUCGUUUGUCUUGGGCCUAUUUUUGUGUUUUCUAACGGGUCAUGUGAGUGUGCUUAGGGUUGGUACUUGUGGCUUGAAUGAUUCAGCCGAUCUCAUGUGUCACACUCUCUCUCCCUUGCCGGCGCACUCGAUCGAUCUCUCUUUCUAGCGACAUGCAACCAGCAAGAAGAAGCUCGCGUCUCUCAAAGCUGAAGAAUGUUGAGUCCGAUCCGCCAUGUGUCUCCGAGACAGUUCCGAUGAACACUUCUGACAUCCCUUCGGGAUCAUGUCCAUCCUCACGAAAGCGGGUUCGCCGUCGUGUCUCAGCCGGUGAUACUGCACCUCCGCCGGAGCACAUUGAGACGGAAGCUGAGUCUCUCUCUGAUGAGAAAUCCUCUGACGAGAACCCCGAUGAAGCUCUGAUUGCAGCUGAUACUCCUGAAAAUCACUCCAAAGAACAGAGAUAUGCGGAGAGUCGGAAUGUUUAUCAAACUAAAGCUCAGUUCUAUCUAGAGCUUAUGCGACCACAAAGAAUGCCAAUGACCGGAAAGUUCUUCUCAAUGGCGGCGACUGAGCGGUACAAAGACCUCUGGGGCCAGAAGUUCAUUCCUCAGCAGUGUAUCUCUCUCACGGACGAUAAUCUCUCUGAUGUCAGAAGGAUUGUGACUGGAGCAGAUUUGAUUCACACACUCACUGAUAUUGAUCCCUAUCAGUCGAAUGUGGUAAGAGAAUUAAUUGCUAAUCUCCAUGAGGCUGAGGAACGAGACGAUGGUGUAGCUGUGUAUGUCAGAGGCUCUCUUGUUGAUUUCUCUCCGAGUAUGAUUAAUUAUCUGUACUGCAUUCCUGGAUUUGAAGAAGAUCCCAACUGGAUGGAAGAAAGCAUUGAUAAAGUUUGUGAUUUUCUCACUGACGGCAGAAUAAGGCGAUGGGAGAAUAUGAGUUCGAAGUAUCUCACCGCUACAAAUCAGGUUCUGUACAAACUCGUCUGCUCGAAUUGGAUUCCUACCAUGAACUACACAUCUAUGAAUCAGAAGAGUCUCAGGUUUGUCUACAUGCUCCAUCAUAAUGAUGGAUUCGACUUUGGGAAACUAGUCUACGAUCAAAUUAUGGCGAUGGCAGGAAACACUACAACAGAGAAGACUCGUUGCAUCAUGUUUCCUACCUUGAUUCAGCAGGCCAUUCUCUUUCAGCGUACUAUACCUCCUGACACUCUAAAUGAUGAAUUCACGGGAACUCCAAAAUUGGUCGUCAAGGACAUUAAGGCCGGUCGAGGGUCUGGAGCAGAUUCAAGUGCUGCCAGUCUUGAAGAAGACAUCAAUCGUACCAUUGCAUUCGAGUUCGCCUGAGGAGUAAGGGAGUUGUACAAUUUUUAUAUCUUUACCUGCUGCUUGUCUAACAAAUAUGUUUUUCUCUUAAUGUGCACCUAAGCAGGGGGAGAUUAUGUGCAAUAUGUCCCUCAUCUUGCGUUUGAUGAAGCCGAGGAGGAGGAUGGAGAUGAUGAAGACGAGGAAGAGGAUUGAGGCGUCUCUGAAUAACGAUUGUGUCACAUCUAAAUUUCUUUAGAAAGUGUGAUGUUGAUAUUAUCUAUCUUGUGGCAUCUAAGACUUAGACUAUACUAUGUGUAUUGGCUAUGCUUUUUAUGAACCGUAUUUGCAACUUAUUUAAGAAUGUGUUUUUCAAGCUCAUGAUUAGUGGUUUAAGUUUUCUAGUUAUCUCCAUGCUCUUGGAUAUUUGUACUGUGUGGUUGUUUCCAGUGCAGGAUGCUUAGGUUGUCACAUUCAGAUAAAAAGGGGGAGAAUGUAAGCUCAGGAAAAGGAGCAUGUCGGAUCGCGAAACAGAGGAGGUGUUACACGAGUUGAUGGAUGUGUAACUCGCGGUUACAAGUCAGUUAUGAGACGAUGACGUGUCAGUGUCUCAUUGGUUCCAGGAUAUUACUUUGGCGUGAAGCAAAGGAGAUCUGGAAGAUUUGGGCUUAUCACAAUAUUAGGAAAGAUAGAAUAUGAUGUUAAGGGUAUUUAACCUGAUUACUUUGGGUAGAUCUAGGUUAGCUGUUUAAGAUUAAAAAAGUUAGAGCAAGAGGUUUGUUCUUGAGAGCUGAAGAACUAUGAGUGACCUUGUGUGCAGCUCGUGUUUCUGUUUUGUGAGAUUAGAAAUUGGUCUGUCUCUAGUCGUGUGUGACUGAGAGUAAUUCGGAUUCAACAGAUGUUGGAAGAUUGUUUAACAGAUUUCUAAUAUACAAGAAAGCGUUCUUGGUAUCCUGCGUUUUUGUUCCUGUAACUUGUAGUCUCUGAGAUUUCAAAAUUCAUCAUUCUCCUGACGUUGCUCUUCGUCAUCGUAGCACUAGCAAGUAUUAUAAAAAACAUUGAAGUUUAGGUGAUUAAUAAUGUGACAAGAACUUGCGACAUUGCCCAUCACGCACGUUAAGUCAAAUGAUAGAUAUUUAGGUCUCAUUUCAGCAAUCUCUCACAUGUUACUGUAAUAAGUAGAACAGCAUAUGUAUAGCGGAUCUCAAGUAAGAUGACCUAAAACCUCGAAUCUAAUGAAAAUCGUGAAGCCAGCAUAUUUAUUUCUGUAUAUGGGGAUUAAUAAAUAUGCUCUAAAUAAUUUUACCAAAAAAAAAUUAUAUAUGCUCUAAAUAUCCCGUAAUAUUCUCAGUUUUCUAUAUAUUCACUACUUUGUAGAUUCUUUCUUUUCAUGCGUUAGAAGUUGAUUACAUUCACGCGACGAGAGGCUUUUUGCUUGCUUUCUUUUAAUGAACCUAGUUUAAGCACGGCCGGCCUUGAGAUUUUGAGAGUCGGUAGCUGUGUUUAUGUAAAAAAAUUUUUUUUUUUCAAAUUUGGGGGUCUAUAAUUUUUUUUUUUGGUGUCUAUUUGUAAGUAAUUUUUUUCAAAAAUUUUGGAGACCUGUUGCGAAUGUUUCACCUAGCAUGGCCUAGGACAGACUCUGAGUUUAAGAUAUAUCACAUUUUGUAUAAAGAUAUAUCACAUUUUGUAUAAAAUCAUCGAUGUAAUAACCCCUAAUAUCCGUUUUGUAUAUUUUAAUAUAUAUCACUAGGGCCGGCCCCGCGGGAUGAAAAUUAAAAAAACAAUUUAAGCAGUUAGAAUGAAUGUUUAAUAUAAAUUUGUAUCAUAUAAAAAUAUACAUAUUAGUUAAAUAUUAUACAUGUUAAUGUAUUUGAAUACUAAAUAGACUAUAAAGCUACCAAUAUUUGAUUUGAUUAGGGAUAAUUUGCUUGUUUUGAUUACUGUUGAAUGAACUAUGUAAAUUAAAUUGGUUGGUAAGCUGUUAGUACAAAACUAUAUGUUUGCUCUUAUACCUUAAUUAGGACAAUAAGUUGAAUAUAUCUUAAUUAGGACAAUAAGUUGAAUAUAUCUUAGACCACAAAUCAUAAAUAUUCUCAGUCUUAUACAUUUUGUUCUUCAAGUUAUUGUUACUUUUAUUUCUUUUUAUACAUUUCUCUUAAUAUUUAUGUAUGCAUCCAUAAUAUUUUUUUAAAAAGAUUUUUCAUUAACUAAUGUAUUUAUUGUAGUUUUAAAUAUAUUAUAGUUUUCGUGCACUUGAUUAAAUUUUUUUGGCAUUGGUGGUAUUUGAAGUGGUUGAGAACCUGAAUGAAUAUUUACUUUCAUAAAAUUUUUGGUGUAUGUUUAAAAAUAAAAAUUUGUAAAGGCUUUUAAAUCAUAUGAAUAUGAUAUUCAACACACUACUGUUGACUGUUCAUAUACUUAAAAUUCUGACGUAGGUAAUUGCAAAUUUGUUGAACUCAUAGAUUCGUUGCUACUUUAUAAAUUAUCACAGGAUGAGGUACAUAGGGUAAAGAUUGCUUUGAUGAUAUUAUAACGUCAAUAUCGUAAUGUGUGUGUGUUUUUUUUUAUCUACUAUGUAUUAAGAAAUAAUUAACACAUUCAAUAAUUUAAAGAGUAAAAAGUCCUAUCAAUUGUUCAUAGUAUAAGCCCAAAGUUAAACUCAAACUCAGCCAAAUAAAUAAAACCCAGAGACACGUGUCGGCCUGUCAAAGAGUGACUUUCCAAGUGGAUAACUUAGAAGAGAGAGAAACAUAUUUUUAUAUAUAUAGAUUCUGGCUAUGAGUUAUUGUCAUUAUCCUUUGGAUGAGAAAAUAGUGAAUAAUUAAUUCCCAAAAUUUUGUUACUAUGGAAAUGCUGUAAAAUAGUUAAACGCGUUAUCAAUAACCCCAGAGAUUAGGAAAGGCUAAGGAUUUACAUAAGGCGAGAGAGGAAUGGCCGACUUCACCUUAUUUUAAGCAUUGUCUUCCGUCCGUUUUAAUAUUUCUUGAUUAUCUUCCCUUAAUCCCAGAAUAUUAGAAAAUCAAAUUAAGUGAACAAAAGUUCGCUUAACGUUCAUCCUUUAACCGUCAGAGAAGAAAGUCCAAGGCUCACGAAACAUUCGUAUCCACUUCCAAUUUUUGCUUAUGUAAUGUUAAUAUAUGUAAUCUUAUGUGCAAGAGUGCAAGGCAAAUUGAAAAUCAAAGUUUUGGUUUGUGGUGUACAUGAAUAAAAUAUUAUGUGGGUCUGUAACAUUAGCACGUAAAAUCAAAAUUUAUUUCUUUUUCCGAAUAAGGCUCCGAAAAUCUCAGGUCCGGCUUACAUGUAUACAGG